GGAAAGUCCUGCCAGUGUACUUGUGCAUUCUACAUAUCGUCUACGUUCAUCCCAUCUCUCAGCAAUUGGCUUGUUCUACGUCUUCUCUGGUGUGCUUAUCAUCGAGGAGCUGCACAGAACUAACUGCUGAAACGACAUCAUGCGCGUUAUAAUCACAGGUGCCUCUGGCAUCCUCGGGUCCGCCGUCUACAAAGCCUACAAAGCUGCUGGUCAUGAAGUUCUUGGACUCGCGAACUCGCGCCCGACGGGGGAGCUCAAGAAGCUUGACUUGCUCGAUUCCGCGGAGGUGGAGCGGGUAUUCAUGGGGUUCAAGCCUGACUGGGUGAUCCACUGCGCUGCAGAGCGCAGGCCGGAUGUCGCAGAGAAGAAUCCAGAGGGCGCACAGCAGCUCAACGUCGGCGUCCCGGAGCACCUCGCCAAAACCGCGAAAGCGCUCAAGUUCACGCUCGUCUACAUCUCCACGGACUACCGUGACGGUGAGCUCGCGGUACUCGGUGUCGUGGACGCACGCGCAAUCGUCCUCCGGGUGCCCGUCCUCUACGGUCCCGCACCCAACAACGCGGAUACUGCCGUGAACAUCUUGCUAGACGUCGUCGCGGACCAGAGCGGGAAGCAAUACAAGAUGGACCACUACGCGACGCGUUAUCCGACGUGUGUCGUCGACAUCGCCGAUUUCCUCGUUCGGCUGUCCUCACUGCCCGCCUCGAAGGCUAUCCCGCCGAUCCUACACUACUCUGCCAGCGAGCCGUUCACCAAGUACGAGAUGUGUCUGAUAUUGUCCCGUCUCCUCGGCGUGCCUCAUAGUCACAUUAUCCCGGAUGCUGAGGCCCCGACGGGAGACGCUGCUACUACGCGGCCACGAGACUGCCAGCUGUACACGCGCGAGACAGAGGACCUCAUGGAGGGCCAAGGCGGGCUUGGCUGGACCCCAUUCGAGGAGUGGUGGCAAGAGUAUUGAAGACCAAACAGUGAAGCGAAUCGCGCAUGAAGCGAGGAGGCAACAGAAGCAGAUCUCACGAGACGACAUAUGUAGGAUUCACUAGCCAGAGAAGAGCGGGGACAAGAAUGUACUGUAUUGCGAUGUUCUGACUCG
This is a messenger RNA of Fomitopsis serialis, 1093 nucleotides long. RefSeq names its product NAD(P)-binding protein. Gene Ontology annotation, biological process: S-adenosylmethionine biosynthetic process. Gene Ontology annotation, molecular function: methionine adenosyltransferase regulator activity. The record is from RefSeq and is a predicted model, not a curated record. The transcript is spliced from 8 exons. The coding region runs from base 140 to 958 and encodes 272 amino acids. Lineage: Eukaryota; Fungi; Basidiomycota; Agaricomycetes; Polyporales; Fomitopsidaceae. Gene Ontology annotation, cellular component: methionine adenosyltransferase complex.